This is a messenger RNA of Nomascus leucogenys (northern white-cheeked gibbon), 1957 nucleotides long. RefSeq lists its product as uncharacterized. The transcript is spliced from 3 exons. Bases 1112 to 1699 code for a protein of 195 amino acids. NCBI's taxonomy places the organism in Eukaryota, Metazoa, Chordata, Mammalia, Primates, Hylobatidae. The record is from RefSeq and is a predicted model, not a curated record.
GGAAACUGCGCUGUGAGGCGGGGCGAUGGGGAAGGGCCGAAGCCCCCCCCGGCCCAGCUGAAGCAGACGGCUCGCGCUGCGACCCGAAGGCUCCUUCUGAGGACUGGCAGUCUGGAGACCUGGCAGAGGCUGCCAAACCUUUUAUGGAUGGAGCUCAGGUGAACUGUCGGUCCAACAAGCAGGUAACCCAGGAAGGAGAGAGGGAUCUGCUCACAGACACUGACUAAGCAUGUCUGAGAAGGAGGGCAGAACAGCUGAGGAGCAUUCUGGGGUCUCCUGCCAGGUGAGCAGCGGCCACAGCCUGGCCUUCGCUUCCUUUGACUGCCGUUCUUGGGUCUUCCUGAAACCCUGCAAGCACUGGGAACUCUUAUGGUGGCCCUGCCCAGAUCCACCCCAGAGCCACACUCACCAGGUGUCCUGUGUGAGUUACUGGCAUUCCCGCAACUCUGAGAGAGCAGCCAGGGCUGCUUUCCUGUAAAUCUCUUCACAAAUCAAGAGCGAAAGCCGAGUUCUGAGAGAUCCUGUUUGUGGAAGAAACAAGGUGCCUGGCCUGCCCCCUGGUGGAAUGACACGUGAGAAACUGGUCUGGUGGCUGCUUCUGAGUCCUGUGAUAGGAGGGGCACACUUCCCUUUCCUGGUUCUCCUGCAGCCGAUCGGGGUUAUUUUCCAUGCUGUGUAUUACCUUUAAAAAGAAACCUCCAGGUCAGGUGUGGUGGCUGGCACCUGUAAUCUCAGCUCAUUGUUUAUGGUGCCAACCUGAAUCUUGGGGAGGCCAAGGAGUAGGUGACUUGGAACCCUGAUGGUCAGUGUCGGGGGCAGGGAAAGCUUAUAAAGUCCUAGUGUGUUUACAGAAGCUUGCUGCAUUCCUGAGAGUGAAGUUAGUUUAGUGCAUGGGGCAGACGUCCAGUGGGAAGUGAGCCUUGUGACCCUAAUAUGGCCCGAAUCUGCUCCCUAAAGAGAGAGACUUGGUAAAUUAUCUUUACCAGGUGUUACCCAAGCCUGUCAGCACUCCCCACCAGUAAGCCUUGUGUCGGGUCAGGGCAGGGGCCCUAGUGGCAGCGAGUGCUGAGAUCAGUGGGCUCAGUAGCGGGAACACAAGUGCCCCCUUGCGAUGUCUGGAGGAAGCGGCGCGGACACAGUCUCCCGCUCCACCGUCUCCGGCCUGAAGAGGCCGCUGAGCGCUCGCGAUUACUGCGGCAUCAGGUGGGACCGCAAGGCCAUCAACCUGCAGGUGAAGCUCGAGGCGCUGUGGCACUUUGAAGCCAGAGAGAAGCUCAGUAGAAUCGGGAAGGCCCUGGGGCUGUCCGCCUCCACCUUGGCCACCAUUCGUGACAACAAGGAAAAGAUCUGGGCGAGUUCCCAGGAGGCCACACUGCAGGCGGCCACCAAGUUGACGCGUGCGGAUGGAGGACCAGAGCCAAAGCAACGUGCCCCUCAGUGUGGUGCUCAUUCAGGAGAAAGCCCACAGCCCGUUCGAGAACCGCAAGCAGGAGCAGGGCGAGGGCGCCUAGCCCGAGAGCUUCGGGGCUGGUUGAGGGUGAUUCACUGGCUUCAAGGCGCGCCACAGCUUGAGCAGCAUCGGGGCCAGCGGCCGCGCCGCAGGUGCGGACCUGGAGGCUGCGCACAAGAACCCAGCGCUAAUGCGCAGGGCGAUCCCGGAGGGCGGCCACACACCCUGGCUGGUGUUCACCAUGGAUAAGCCCAGGUUCCUUUGUAAGCGCCUGCCGAGAGGACGUUCAUUUUCCUGUGGAAGGUGAGUCGGCCCCUCCUGACCCUAUUGCUCGGUGGCAACGCGGCCGGCGACUUCAAGCUGAAGUCCCUGCUGGGGUACCCCUUGGAGAACCCGUGUUUCCUCAAGGGCGCCUCCAAGGCCAAGCUGCCCUUGGUGUGGUGCUCGCACAAGAAAGCCUGGGUACAGCCUGGGUGACAGAGCGAGACUCCGUCUCAAAAAAAAAAA